This is a messenger RNA of Sesamum indicum (sesame), 873 nucleotides long. Its product is annotated as nuclear transcription factor Y subunit C-2-like. Gene Ontology annotation, cellular component: nucleus. The record is from RefSeq and is a predicted model, not a curated record. Gene Ontology annotation, biological process: regulation of transcription by RNA polymerase II. Gene Ontology annotation, molecular function: protein heterodimerization activity; DNA-binding transcription factor activity, RNA polymerase II-specific; RNA polymerase II cis-regulatory region sequence-specific DNA binding. NCBI's taxonomy places the organism in Eukaryota, Viridiplantae, Streptophyta, Magnoliopsida, Lamiales, Pedaliaceae.
CAGCCGGCCCCAAGGCCAAGCAGGCAGGCUGGCCGGCCUUCCCCUUCUCCACCUCAUAACUAUAAGUCCCUCACACACUUCCCUCAUUUCUCUCUCCAAUCCAUACACUCAUAACCUUAACCUCAAUUCAUUACAAAGCUACAAAAACUCAGACAACAAAUCUCUACAUUCAUAGAUACCUCAUCAGAAACCCUAAUUAUAACAUCAUCAAUCUGUCGCUUGUUCCGAAAACGUCGAGAAAUGAGGCAAGCGAGCGCGUACUCUAAGAUGCUGUCGGGAGGAAGGAGCGGGCCUCAUGCACUGCCACUGGCGAGAAUCAAGAAGAUAAUGAAGAACUCGAGCGAGGACGUGAAGAUGAUAUCGGGGGAGGCCCCCAUCGUGUUCAGCAAAGCCUGCGAGUUGUUCAUAGAAGAAUUAACGAAGCGGGCGUGGGCGAUGACGCUGCAGGGGAAGAGGAGGACCAUGCAGAGAGAGGAUGUCGCCUCCGCUGUUAUUACAACUGAUAUUUUCGACUUUCUUAUCAACCUAGUUUCUGAUUCUGCUCAUGAUCAUUGCCCUGCCCAGGAAUCUCUGCCUGUCUUGGAGCCAUGAAACUGAUAUAUAGUACUACUUUUGGUGAGUUUCAGGACUCUCAAUUCUGAUCGAGGUUGUCAUGAUCCAUUCCAAUUGAAUUACAAGUGUAUUUGUCAUUCUCGUUAAAUUAUGACUCAUCAUAUGGUAAGUAUAAUAUAUUUGGUAUAUAUUAAUACUCAGAUUUGAUAAAACUGCGGAAUAUUUGAAUUAUUUGGAUUUUGGAUGUCUGAGUCUCGGAAGUCACCGAGAAUGAUUUGGGCAUGAAUGUAUACCAUUGCUCUCUCUAUAUGUAUAUAUAUG